GUGAAACUCCAACGAAUUCUAUCAUGUGUUGAUAUUACAAGGAUAUUGUUAUUUGAAGAAGUUCGAGGUGCUAUUAUACGCGUGCUACUUGUUUGGGACCCGUUUGUCACCCAACUCGACUUCUUCGAUUAUUCGAUUUUACUAUUUCAAUGAAAAAUAUAAUAUUAUAGGUCAUUUGAUCAUUUCAUGUAUGAACUUGACAAAUCUGUUGUACAAUCAUAUGGUAGUGGUAUCUCUGCUAAACUUUAAUGAUCAACACACGUGAGGUGAAAAAUUUACAAAGCAGAAGCCAUGGAUCUCCUGGUGCAAGGGACGUGUAUUGUGUAUUAUCUCUUGAUCAAGAAGAAAUAUUUAGAACAACAACAAUGGAAAGAACUCUCAAUCCAUUUUUUGGAGAAGAAUUUCAAUUUGAAGUACCUAGAAAAUUUCGUUAUCUUGGCAUUUAUGUUUAUGACCGUGAUAGACAUUUAAAACAAGAUAAAAUUUUGGGUAAGGUAGCAAUAAAAAGAGAAGAUUUAGCAACGUAUCAUAAUAAGGAACAUUGGUUUCCCUUGAGACUAGUUGAUGCUGAUUCUGAAGUGCAAGGUAAAGCACAUUUGGAACUUGCCCUUCAACCUCAAAUUGGAUACGCUCAACCUAAACUUACAGUAAGGAUAAUAGAAUGUAGUGAAUUAACUGUUAAAAAUAGUGGUUGUGAUCCAUUUGCAACUGUUACGGUUAACUAUAGUAAUGGUAAACAAGUAUUAAAACGCACAAAAAUUAAAAAAAAAACAAUAUCUCCAUACUUUAAUGAAACAUUUGUUUUUGAGCCAGAAAUAACAGAAUCCAAAGAGAAGGAUAUUUCUCAUUAUCCUCUUGAACGUGGAGAAGUGGGUGAGGUUGUCGUAGGUUUAUGGCAUGCAUCUUCUGGUAUGGGAGAGCAACCAGCUUUUCUUGGUGAAGUUAGAGUUACUUUAAAAGGACUACAAAAGCAGCCAACUAAUACAACAACUGCAUGGUACUUCUUACAACCACGACAAGUAAAACAUCGCCCAAGUAAAAUUUCAAACAGUUCUACAUCACCUGGUGCAGUUCCAGGCUUGGGAUCUUUGCGGUUAAAAAUACAUUAUACAGCAGAUCAUGUUUUUCAAUCAGCGAUGUAUGAUAGAUUAAGAAAUUUGCUGUUACAAAGUGUCAAUAUUCAACCAAUAACAUCAUCCGCUGUUUAUAUUUUGGGAGAAAUUGUGGCAAGUAAAAUGGAAGCUGCUCAACCAUUGGUUAGGGUAUUAGUACAUUAUGGACAAUUGGUUUCUGUAAUGAGAGCUUUAGCUAGUCAUGAAAUUUCUAAAUUAACUGACCCAACAACAAUAUUUCGUGGUAAUACGUUAGUAAGUAAAAUGAUGGAUGAAGGUAUGAGAUUAGCAGGUCUUCACUAUUUACAUAGUACACUUAGACCAGCUAUGGAACAAGUAUUCUUAGAGAAAAAGACAUGCGAAAUAGAUCCAACAAGAGUAAAGGAUGCAAAUACAAUUCAAACCAAUUUAGCGAAUUUAAAGGAAUAUGUUGAGAGGGUAUUUACUGCUAUUACAACAUCUGGUGUACGAUGUCCACCAUUAAUGUGCGAAAUGUUCUGGUGUUUAAGAGAACUUGCAGCGACACAUUUCCCAAAAAAUAAGGAAGUAAGAUAUUCAGUCAUCAGUGGAUUUAUUUUUUUACGAUUUUUUGCACCUGCAAUAUUGGGUCCAAGAUUAUUUGAUAUUACUACUGAACAAAUUGAUUCUCAAACUAAUAGAACGUUAACAUUAAUUUCUAAAACAAUUCAGAGUUUAGGAAACUUAGUGAGUUGUAGAGGUGGAGCUGGUAGCGUUUGUAAAGAAGAAUAUAUGGAAUGCGUAUAUAGAGAAUUUUACACAGAAAGACAUAUACAAGCAGUUAAGCAAUUUUUAGAAUUGAUAUCAACUAGUAGCAACAGUGGUAUUGCAAAACAACGAACAAGCACUCAGCAAGAACAACCAAUCGUAUUGAAAGAAGGAAUAUAUUUUCUCUUCAUGCAUACUGCUGAUUGUAAGAAGAGAGUAAUGAUUAAAAGGGCACAAGGUAGAAAACGAUUUGGUCGGAAAAAUUUUAAACAAAGAUACUUUAGGCUUACUACACAGGAUCUAACCUAUUCAAAAACGAAAGGUAAAGAACCUUUAUGUAAAAUACCGCUUGAAGAAAUAUUAGCUGUUGAAAAACUUCAAGAAGAUUCUUUUAAGAUGAAAAACAUGUUUCAAAUUAUUCAAUCACAAAGGGCAUUAUAUGUUCAAGCAGGAAAUUGUGUAGAAGAAAAAGAAUGGAUUGAUAUUUUAACAAAAAUUUGUCGUACAAAUAGCAAUCGAUUAGAAAAAUAUCAUCCGAGUGCAUAUAUUAAUGGUCAUUGGCUUUGUUGUAAAGCAGUAGCAGAAACUGCUCUAGGAUGCAGCGAAGUAUCACCAGGAGUGGAAGCUGGAUUGCGUAUGGUUCUAGAUCCAGAUAGAGAUUUGCAGCGAAUACAUUCUUUAAUAUUUACGAAUAUGCCGCGACUUGAAAGUUUAAUGAGUGCGUGUGAAUGUCAAGCUGUUUAUGGGGCUAAUGACAUGUGUAUUUUACCAGGAGGUGGGUCUCCUAUAGAAGAUGUGCCCUCUUGUUUUAAAACUUUAACUACAUUAAGAGAAGCUGCAUAUGCUUUACAGCACGAGCAUAGAGCCUACUUUAGAAGAUUGGCGCGCGAUACUAAAUAUGGAAGCAAGCAAGCUCCAAUUGGUGAUGAUAAUUACCUUCAUUUAGCUGCUAGAGCUGGAUUCGAAAGUCAAUUAACGAAACGUGCUUAUGAAAUAGACAGUUUAAAUCAACACUAUGUAGAAACAGAUCACUGCUAUGACAGCGGAUUUUCCAGGCGAAUAGAGGAUCAACGAUCAUACGAUGAAACAUUUAGAAAACGUCUAGAUUCUGGCUCGAUACAUCGUAGGUAUGAGAACGAAAAUAAUUUAGUACGACGAUAUGAAAGCACUACUGAUACUAUUAGAAGUAUCCAAAAUGAUCUCAACACGUUUGAUCAUAGUUUAAAUAAUACAUUUAGGACAGAUAAUUCUGAAAAAAAUGUAAAUUUAGAAAACAAUAGAAUUUUAGAUAGUUCCAGUUUUUUAGCAACAGAUGGAAUUACUAUUUCUAAUACAUUAUCAAGAAAGUUUAAUAGCUAUGACCAUACCAAAAUAUUAAAGGAAUGCACAAUAACAAAGUUCAAAGGUGACAAACCUGAUAUAUCUUGUAAUUCUUUGAAUGAGCAUACUAAUUAAUUCAUUUAAAUUUUGAAGAUGAAAACAUGUUCCUAUAAAGUUUUCUAAGAUGUCUCAUAUGUUCAUGUUAUAUUAAAGGCACACUGUAGUCUUUAAAUUCAUUAAAAUCAUACAAGAUUAUAUUUCUUGCAGUAGUAUACAGUAUAUGGAGUUUAAGUGUAUAUAACAGUAAUCUUCGAGCUGUUAAAUUUUGGAAUAGAAAAAUAUUUUAAACUUUCAAUGCUUUGAAAAAAUUGAAACGACGUUUAAAUGAAAUGGAAAAUCGUAUCGUUUAGAAAGUUAUUUCUUAUAUAUUAAGUCAAAAUAUAAAUGUUUCAUAAUUAUUUUAAAUUAUUUAUAAAAAUAGCCUUAAGCACAAUCGAUAUGGCACAAAAUGUUUGUUGGGCAGUAACAUAAGAAAAAAAUCAGAUUUCAUACUAUGCAUUGCUUGUUGAAAGGUUAAAUGAAGUUUAAGUGUUUACUAUAGUUCCAAUAUGUUGGGUGAGUCAUUGUUAGAUUUUAAGUACUUGUUUUGUUUUAAUGACAUGAUAAAAUGAUCUAAAACAGAAAUUAUUCGUAUCUAAAAGUUAUUUUUAUAUAACUGUUCAGAACCAAUAUAUCAAUAUCAAUGACCAAUUUAAAUUAGUUCAAGAUCUCCUAAACUAAAGAUAAAGUCUUCAUUCUAAAUAUAAUAUGUAUAUAACUAUCAAGAUUGUAAUUUAAUUUUAAAAAAUUUGUAUUAUCUAUUUCUUCUCCAAUUUAAAUCUUUUAUUCAAGAUUUUAAUUUAAUUCUCAGAUCCUUGAAUCUCACUUCACUUAUACUCUUCCACCUUUAUAUCUUUCUAUUGCUAGAAGUACCUCACAGUACAGACCAAAACUUAUUGAAAUUCUUGCUUAAAAUUAGUGCGAAUAAAAAUAAUCACAGAGUACUGUUGAAAAUUUUAAACAUUAACCAUGUGUUUUUGAAAAAAAUAUUCUGGUCAGCAUUGCAAUUUUAUGAAGAGUCAGAAGAUCUGUUGCUUGUUGUGUAGUUUAACAUGGUAUGUCACCUGAAUAUGUUUUGUUUAUGUUCUCAAGAAUUUACAUUUAUAUAUACUCUAUUUACAUUUUAAAGCUAAUUGAAUUUUUUGCUAAGCUAGAAAAAUCUCGUGGCAUUUUCCAUUAAUUCAUUUAAAAAAAAGAAGGGAAAAAUGAGAAUCUCCUCCAAAAACACCAAAGUCAAGUUCUCACCAAAUCACAUCUUUAUUAUUGAUUUCAAAUCUUUUACAUCCUUUUAAAGUACAAAUCAAAAUGCCAGCUCUUACUAGUACUUUAUCUUGCAGUAAACAUGUGAUCCAAUAAUUUCUUCUCAAUCAAUCCUUUAGAAAAGGGUUAAGUAUUCCAGUGCAGCUUAUUUGGAUUGCAGUAAACGUACAUGUAAACAAGACAAGAUAUGUUCCAUCCUUAAUGAUAAAUGCAUUAGUAAUUAGUACAAAAAAUACAUUUAUAACAUAUAGUUCAAUUAUACAUAAUUUCAAAUAUCUUAUACAAGCGCAAUUUUACACACAUGUAGUAUUGCUGAAUUUUGAAGUUUAAUUUACAUAAAAACAACAUCGAGUUUUCAUCACAUUAUGACAGAAUUUCUUAUUCAAGAGACUUUCUUAAUUCAAAUUUUAUCUAUUAUACCAUGUUUAAAUAUUUCAAAGUUACUAACAGUUUUGUUUGCAACUACAUUUUAUUCUGUGAUAAGAAGAGUUUUAACGUAUUGUUGGUUCAAUAUCGUAAUUUAAUAUCAAUAAAAUGUCAAAUAAAAGUGGGCCAGCCUGUCUCUAACGUAAAUAAGUAAAAUAGAAAACAAUUACAUAGUUAAUUUUUUGGGAUAUAUUCUUCUUUCGAUGGUGCAAUUUCUUGUUUCUUAUUAAAAUCGUUCCGUUUUUUUAAUUAAAAUCGUUUUGUUUCCAAACUAUUAAUUUAGGUUACUUUUAUCAUAAAUUAAUUCUGAAUAUUCAAUUGUUUCGUUACAUUAAUGUACUUAUUUACUAAAAAGUCUCCUUAUUUGUGCAUGUUGUAAAAAUUGAUACAGAUAGCGAAUAAUUUGUUAGAUAUUAAUAAACACAAUUGAAAAUAUCUAACGUUCAUCGUUGAAUGUCUUAUUUCAAUUACUAUAAAUAUUUGCAUUUGCACUAAACAGUGACUGUUAUGCCAUGGUUAAGCACGGGUCUGUAUAUUUUAUGACUUCUUAUUUUCAAAUCAAUUCAAAUCCGAUCACUCUGACUUCUUUUUGUAAUGAAUAGACACUGACUAGCUAACUAACGGUUUUAAUCAAUUACAUUUGCAUAAAUUACGUUAAUUAUGCAAAUUUUUGUAUAAAAACAUUUACCUGUUUUUUUCACUUUAUUGUUUAUUUAUUUGUAUUAAAUCAAUUAUAAUAAUAUGAUUUACAUUAUUUAAACAAAUCUUCAUCAGCAUUAAACAUCUCUUUUUUUGAUUUUUAAUUAGUACAGGUGAUAUAAAUAAUAUAAAAAAUAGUAUAAAGGUUGGCUAUAAUGUAAUAAAACUAUUAGUAUAAAUAAUAUAAAAAAGUUAAUAUAUUAGCAACAAACGUCAGAGCAGCCAUACUACAACUAUAUCUGGGAAUAAGAAAGAAUAAACUCAGUAGACACAAGUUGAACAUUACAAAUCAAACAGAGCAUAAGCAUACUCAACUUAUUCUCUACAAAUUGAAUGUUUUUAUUGACAAGUUAAAAGAGGAAUGAUAAAAUGUUCUCCAUACCAACAUAUUCUCUCUCUUUCUCUCCCUCUGUAUUACUUUAUUUUAAAAUAUGCAUUGUUUCAUAUUGAUUAAAAUGAUUUUUUAAUUGAAAAUAUACAUAUAAUGAAAUAUAAAUAUAAUAGAAGAGUAACUUAUGUGAAACUGUACUUAAGUACUGCAUCAAAAUCGCUAGGCUAAUUAAAAUUAAAGCAAUUUUUAAACUAAAUUUAAAACAUAAAUUUAAAAAUAUUAUAUAAAAAUUUUAUUGAUAGGAGUCUAUUUGUGAAAAAUAAUAAAAUUGUUCUGUAAAAAUCCGGAAUUUACCUAAUUACGUCCAAUAUGACUUAUGUAUAAUUACGUAUUCUCGAGUUUCUCUUACAAGAUACGUCAUUUAAAUGAUAACUAUUAAUUCUUAUAAAUAUUUUGUAUGACAUUAUUCUUUAAAAAAUAUUUAAUACGACACAUUCUGUUUUUUCUGCAGAAAUGAAAAUGUUGUUACAUUCUCUUAUCGAAGAUGAGAACAUUUCUCUGAAUAUCUUGAACUACUGAAUACAGAAAAAUAAUUUAAAAUAUAUUUUUUGAUAAAAAUAUUGAGUGAUAAAAACAGUUUGUUAAAAUAUUUUAUUUGUUUGUUUCUCCUUUUUUUCUUAAUUGUAAUUCUCAUAAAUUGUGAACUCAUUUCUACAUAAAUUCCUGAAUAUAGUUACAAACAGAAAGAUUCAAAUAAAUAUUAGAAUUGUAACAAUAUGCUCAUUAUUUGAAUGUGAACAUUAUAUGUUAUGUUUUUGUGUGUUUCAAAGUUUUAUGAUAUUUCAGGCAAUGAUUCAUGUGAUUUAUAUUUGGAAUUACCCUCUGUAUAAUAAGAAUUGUUAGAACUACAAAAAUUUAUACUACUAGUCAUGAUUUUUGAAGUCAUUAAGGACAGUUUAAAGAUUUUAAAUAAUUAUAAUUGUUUACAUUAUUUCCCUUCGUUUGCCAUUCAUUUUAGGUUUGCUAUGAAUAUCACAGAUAUAGACAACUUAUGACCAACUUAUGUCUUAAUAGGAGAACUUCUAAUCAUUCUAUUUUUCGCCUAUUUACUAUGCCUACGAGAUUUUUUACUACACUCUAAUAGGUAGCCCUUUCAUGGAAUCAGUGCUCAUGAUAAAUAUCUUUUACUCAUGCUUAUAGUAGUAUUAAAAAUUUAAUUCAAAUCACUGAAUGUCACUUAAAUGAUGUUCAUUGUUAAAAUAAAGUUAUUGUAUGACUUGGUUUCUAGAAUCAUCCUGAAUGCUUAUUUAUUCUUCCUUGAGACUAACAAACGAAAGUUAGUACUAUUACCUUAUUAUUUACUCUCGUUAUACAAUUUUUAAAAAACUUUAUUUAAUUAAUUCACUAAAAUCAUUUUAUUAAUAUAACUUAAAGAAUGUUAACGUUUGAAGCAUGUGAUGACUACAUUCUUUAAAAUUAUAUUAUAUACUCUCUCACAAGAAAGUAACAUUCAACAAAUAUCAAGUUAAUCAUUAAAUUAUUAGCUAAUACUUAUGCACAUAUGUAAAAUGUCUAAUAUACAAUGCAAUCAUAUCAAAAUUAUAUUUUAUACAAUUAUUUUUUUUAUUAAUGAAACAUCUUCCCCUUCAAUACUCUCCAUAUAUAUCUAUAAUGUUUCUUUUGUACAAAAUAUAUGCCUCGUUGAUUUUAUUAUUGAUAAUUAAAUACUUGUAUCUUGAUAUUAUUUUACAAAAUAUUUAAUAUAAAUAGAUUCCCACUCAAUCAGAGAUGUUCAUAAAUUAAGUUUUAGCAUAGGUGAUAUUAUAAACGAAAAAUAUUUGUUAAAAAAAUAUGUGAAAAUAUGAAACAAAGCACAAUGAAAUACGUUUUUCACAACAAUAUUUCAAAAGAAAAUUUGCAAAUGCAAUGAACCAUAAGAUUAUAUUUAUUAAUUAUAAUGCUGCAAUAGUAAAAACAUAUUAUUUUAAUUUAAAAAAUUUAUCUUAGAAGUAAUAUUGUAGUGCUGAAACAUACGACCAUGAAUGUAAACAAAAAUUAGUAAAUGGAAUUUUCAUUGAUAUAAUUUUGCAUGAAAAUUAAAUUGUUUGUCAUUGAGACCAACAAAACUAUUUACUGUUUUUACUUAAAAUGACUCACCCCGUAUAUUUUAAACUGAUCAAAUCUAGCAAUAUUUUAUAGUAGAUGUGCAAUUACACAUAAUUCUACAGUAAAUGAUAAUAUAAAAAAAUAAUAAUAAUAAUAUCAAAUGUGUAGUAAUAUAAUAAUAACUAAGCAAUUGCUAAAUGCAUUGCUAAAUCGCAUGCUGAUUGUUAAAUACAAAUUGCUUUUGCAAGUGUAUAACUUCACAAAAUUAAUCACAAUAAUUUCCCAAUCAGAUAAGCUAUUGUUGUUAGAUUAAAAUUAAUAUCUAAUAUCAAACAUAAAAUAAAUUAACUCAAUCUUUUUUUUAUUAAACAAAACAUCAUGGAAAAAUUUAUCAUUUUGUAUAAUAAAAAUAUUUUUUAUACAAACAUAUUUGAAUGUUAACAAAACACUUAAACUAAAUAUACUGUAAGAUCCUAUUUUAUAUGCUGUUGACUCUCCUUCAAGGGGUUUUUUUUUAUUUAUGUGUGCGUUUUCAUCGAAUUAAUUGCAUAAGUUCUAUAAUGGCUUAAUUAUUAAUAGAAAUAUGCAAUGAGCAAUAUUUCAAGGAUUGUUUAAAUUACUUCUAUAGUUUGUUAUCAUGCACUACAAGGUAUGACAUUUCACAUCAAUAAAAACUUUUUUUAUUUAUUUAUUUAUGUUUUAUUCUUAAAAGAAAAAAGAAAAAAAAGUAGAAAUAUAUAUAUCUAUAAGUAUGAUAGCGAAUUGUAUUUUAUCGAUAAAGUAAAUCAGCAAUCUCAUUAUUAGAGAAAUAUUAUAUUAUGACCAAUAUUCAUUAAGACAUUUGCAUAUGUACAAUAUAUUUUUAAUUGAUCUAUUGUUUCGUUUAUAUUUUUAUAAAAUUAUAGUACUUCUAUUUUAUGUUAUGCUUUUAACAAUUAAUAGUAUUUGUAUAAUUUUAAUUUCUAAAUGCUUGUGAAAAUAAGCAAAACAUAUGUCGUCUUCAAAUAUUAGGAAAACAUAAUAUUAGGUAAUAAUAAUUUUUAUACACUGAAAUCAAAUAAUACAAUACAGUAUCAAAUAUAAAAUCAAUACAAGUAGUAUUUAAUCUGUACAUAGUGGCAUUAUAAAUAGUGUUUUAGCGAUGAUUUUGAAAUUUGCCUUUGUAUCUUAAUGUAAUUUAUUAAAGGAAAAUAUGUAUAAAAUUAUAAAUUAUAUAUAUAUAUAUUAUAUAUAAUUAUAUUAACAUAUUUUGUUAAACUUUAUAAAAUUUUUGAUCUAAUUUAUUCUUUUUUCCUUUUUUUUUUUUUUAAUGUAUAUGAUUUGUAAAACAGAUGUAUAUCUCUUGCAUUUAUUCUUGUAAAGAUGUCCCUACAUUUGAAAUAUAGGAAAUGGAUAUAUAGGGUGUCUCAGGAGAAAUUCAUACAACUUUACUAAUAUGUUUAGUAGGUUAUUCUGAAUCAAGAAGAUCGUAUACAGUUUUCAUACAGAUUUUCAUCCAUUAUUGAUUUAGUUAAAAAGAAAAAUUCUGCUCAUAUUUAAUGCAUUUCUUGGCUUGCUUCACUUUUAUAUUCUACAGCUGAUGUUCAGCAUGUCAUCCUUGUAAUGUAUAUAGCUACUGUAUCUGCGAUUUUUAAUUUUUAAUACUGUUAUUUGCAUUGGAUAUAUAUUGUAUCGGUUGUCUGAAAUUGUGAUUUCAUGUAAUCACAAAGAGAGAAAUUCAGUGGUUUUAAAUUAGGUGAUUGAGGUGGCCAUAAGAUUGGUCCAUAUCAUCCUAUCCAUCUUUCAAGGAAAUGUAUAUUUAAAAAUGCAUAUUUACACAAAUAUAAAAUCUAGAGACAGAGUGAACUCACUAGUCACCAAUAGUUACGAUCUUAUACUGAUACUUGAUAUACAGAGUAAACAAAAUUGACAUCAAAACAGAACUAAGAAUUUUUAAAACGUGUGAUCUUUUUAAAUUACAAAUUAACAUGCUGAUAAAGUUAAAUUUUCUUCUGGUACACCUUGUAUACUAUCUAUUUUAAAUAAAUGAAAAGAAUUUUCUUACAUACGUUUGUUGUUAAUAUAUUUUUAUACAUAUAAAAUUUGUAAAUAGUUAUUACUAUAUUUUAAUGACUUAAAAUUGUAGUUUUGUCUAUAUAUGUUUCAAUAGUUUUUAAUAUUUAAACAUUUAAUAAGGUUGCUAAGAUUAUAAUUAUAAAAUAUUCUUAUGUGGAUAUAAAUAAGACUGCUCUCUUAAUAAAAUUUUAUUUAUGCCCUA
This is a messenger RNA of Bombus terrestris (buff-tailed bumblebee), 10336 nucleotides long. It is a transcript of the gene RasGAP1, whose product is annotated as GTPase-activating protein. The record is from RefSeq and is a predicted model, not a curated record. Gene Ontology annotation, biological process: intracellular signal transduction; regulation of GTPase activity. Lineage: Eukaryota; Metazoa; Arthropoda; Insecta; Hymenoptera; Apidae. Bases 249 to 3293 code for a protein of 1014 amino acids. The transcript has 15 exons.